CCUCCUUCUCCAACUUCCUUUCCACACCGCAGACCCGCCGUCUUUUUUCGUCGACGACCAAAUCGCAAUCAUGUCUCAAUCAGGAGCCAAGGUUUCCCCCCAGGUCUCGGAGGAGUUCCAGAAGCUCAAGCGAAGCAACGACAAGAACCGACUCCUGAGAUACAUCAUCUUCAAGCUGUCCGACGACUACUCCGAGAUCGAGGUCGAGCACGCUGAGCCCGACAGCGACUGGGAGAACUUCCGCGAGAAGCUCCUCAGCGCCACCUCCAAGAGCAAGACUGGUGCUGUUGGCAAGGGUCCCCGCUACGCCGUCUACGACUUCGGCUUCAAGUUUGACGGCCGAGACAUCAACAAGAUCAUCCUCAUUGCCUGGUCUCCCGAUGAUGCCGGUGUCCACCCCAAGAUGAUCUACGCCGCCUCCAAGGAGGCUCUCAAGCGAUCCCUGGAAGGAUUCGCCUACGAGAUCCAGGCCAACGACUCUGACGACCUCGAGCACUCUUCUAUCCUCAGCGCCGUCCUCGCCAAGAUGAACGCAUAAGCGACACCUGCACUCACGACGAUCUGAUGCAGUGAUGCAAGGGGAUGCGAGGGACAGCUACGAACGGGAAGCAAAAGAAGGGAGGCACUGCCGUGUGUCCUCUGUUUAGAAUUGGGCGUGCUGGAUCGAGGGGGGCUAUGCUUAUUCCGAUGGAUAGGCAUGGGUAAUUUUUCACACAAAGUGCUAGCGCUGCAGAUGAUGAUGUAUACCGUACCAGGGGAAAAUCAGAUUCACAUUUUUUGU
Molecule: messenger RNA, 781 nt
Organism: Trichoderma reesei QM6a
Lineage: Eukaryota; Fungi; Ascomycota; Sordariomycetes; Hypocreales; Hypocreaceae
Exons: 6
Coding region: 71-538 (155 amino acids)
Biological process (GO): actin filament depolymerization; actin filament severing; cell motility
Cellular component (GO): actin cortical patch; cytoplasm; actin cytoskeleton
Molecular function (GO): actin filament binding
Source: RefSeq, a predicted model, not a curated record